Molecule: messenger RNA, 742 nt
Organism: Theileria equi strain WA
Lineage: Eukaryota; Apicomplexa; Aconoidasida; Piroplasmida; Theileriidae
Exons: 3
Coding region: 49-717 (222 amino acids)
Molecular function (GO): acyltransferase activity, transferring groups other than amino-acyl groups
Source: RefSeq, a predicted model, not a curated record
GAGUAGAUCCUUAACUUUCUCCGUUUCACAAAAUUUUGCGUAAUCACAAUGGAAUCAAAAGUGUCUCCAUUGGAAUAUAGCAAAUUACUGACUGAAGAAUACAGAGAUAAUCAUAAAACACCGGAUGAAAGCAGAUACUCGUUAAACCAUAAUUUGUUACGCGUUGUAGACCUUACUACACAUACCGUACGACAGUCAUGGAUUUUUCUAUCUAAAUUUCUGCCAUAUAAUUUCUCCGACUACCUUAAAGAUGGUAGUGAGUAUCCAAGCUUUGAUGUUAUGAGGAAAUACAUCAAAUUUUCUUCACUGGCGUAUUUUUCAAUGUAUUCCGUUGGAACGUUGUUAUGUGAAAUAACAUCGCAUGAAACGUCAACAGUUGAAACGAACUCGCAUUUCCAGAAAUCUACCAAGCAAAAGAACAAGGAAGAUCCGUUUUGUGUUGUAAUAAUUACCAUAGUAGUGCUGCCACGCUUUAAAGGAAUCAGGAUUUCAUCAAAACUCCUGGAAUAUACAAUAAACAAGGUUAGGGAAUCUAAGUUAUCAAAAUUAUACUCGAUUGUUGAUGAGAAUAUUGAUGAAACAAGAAAGUUUUACGAGAACUUUGGCUUCGUAAAGUCGCAUUUGACAUUUGAUGGCAUCAUAAAAAGUUUAGAUGCGGUACAUAACACUAACGACAAACCACUCUUUUCUGUAAUGGAGUUGUCUAUUCCUAACUAAAAGCAAUGCAGUAACUGUUAGAAAU